Amblyraja radiata (thorny skate) is the source of this 5274-nucleotide messenger RNA. It is a transcript of the gene stat3, whose product is annotated as signal transducer and activator of transcription 3 (acute-phase response factor). Gene Ontology annotation, molecular function: DNA binding; DNA-binding transcription factor activity. The coding region runs from base 319 to 2631 and encodes 770 amino acids. The record is from RefSeq and is a predicted model, not a curated record. The transcript has 25 exons. Lineage: Eukaryota; Metazoa; Chordata; Chondrichthyes; Rajiformes; Rajidae. Gene Ontology annotation, biological process: signal transduction; regulation of DNA-templated transcription.
CAAGGUUGGUUGUGAGUACGGUUGGCCCAAGGGAGGGGAUGAGGGAGGUGCGCUUCUGUUGGUUUACUGACAGACAUUGACAUUCCUUGAAGUCUCUCAGCUUCCAGGAACCUUUCCGAACCGGUUUUGUGAUCGACUGCGGGCUGAUCGAAGGUUGUGAUGGUGCAGACGUAGUGCUCGGUGUGUGGGGACUGAGGCCGGGACUUGUGCUGCUCCGCCGGCGGAGGCUGCGGGUAGUAUUGGGAGUACAGAAAAGGCAUCUUUUGAAAGCUGUGGAGACAUUUUGAUUAUCAGAGCUUUGUAUAAUACAGUCAUACAAUGGCGCAGUGGAAUCAGUUACAACAGUUGGAUACCAGGUAUCUGGAGCAACUGCACCAACUUUAUAGUGACAGCUUUCCUAUGGAGCUGAGGCAGUUCCUGGCAGCUUGGAUUGAAUCUCAGGAUUGGGGCUAUGCUGCCAGUAAGGAAUCACAUGCUACGUUGAUAUUUCACAAUCUCUUGGGUGAAAUUGAUCAACAAUACAGCCGAUUUUUGCAAGAAUCCAAUGUCUUGUAUCAGCAUAAUCUGCGGAAGAUUAAACAGUACCUGCAGAAUAGGUAUUUGGAGAGGCCUAUGGAAAUUGCACGAAUCAUAGCAAGAUGCUUAUGGGAAGAAGCUCGCCUCCUUCAAGUGGCUGCAACUGUCUCACAGCAAGCUGGGCAGUUGCCACAGCACAGUUCUGUCGUAACAGAGAAGCAACGAAUUCUUGAAGAUAAUCUACAGGAUGUACGGAAAAGAGUACAGGAUCUUGAACACAAGAUUAAAGUAUUGGAAAAUCUACAGGAUGAUUUUGAUUUCAACUACAAGACCUUAAAGAGCCAAGGUGAUGUGCAAGAUUUGAAUGGAAAUUCACAGACAGCAACAAGACAGAAAAUGGCACAACUAGAACAGAUGCUGACUGCAUUGGAUCAGAUGAGAAGGCAAAUAGUGGCCGACUUAGCUGCCCUCUUGUCUACUGUGGAAUUUGCGCAGAAGAUACUAAUGGACGAGGAACUUGCUGAGUGGAAAAGGCGACAACAAGUAGCGUGUAUUGGAGGUCCACCCAACAUCUGCCUUGACCGUCUUGAGAACUGGAUUACAUCCUUGGCUGAGUCUCAGCUUCAGACACGUCAGCAGAUUAAAAAACUGGAAGAACUACAGCAAAAAGUUUCAUACAAAGGUGAUCCUAUUGUUCACCACAGACCCGUGCUGGAAGAGAGGAUUGUGGAAUUAUUUAGGAGUUUAAUUAGAAGUGCUUUUGUUGUGGAGAGACAGCCUUGCAUGCCAAUGCAUCCGGACCGUCCCCUGGUGAUAAAAACGGGUGUGCAGUUCACAACAAAAGUGAGGUUGCUUGUUAAGUUUCCUGAGUUAAAUUAUCAGCUAAAGAUCAAGGUUGCCAUUGACAAGGAUUCUGGAGAUGGUUCCUCGUUGAGGGGGUCACGGAAAUUCAACAUUUUGGGAACCAACACAAAAGUUAUGAAUAUGGAAGAAUCAAACAAUGGAAGUCUGUCCGCAGAAUUUAAGCACUUGACACUGAGAGAACAGAGGUGUGGAAAUGGAGGGAGAGCAAGUAGUGAUGCCUCCCUCAUUGUUACCGAAGAGCUACAUCUGAUAACCUUUGAGACAGAAGUUUACCAUCAAGGACUUAAAAUUGAUUUGGAGAACUCUUCACUGCCAGUUGUGGUAAUCUCCAACAUCUGCCAGAUGCCAAAUGCUUGGGCCUCGAUCCUAUGGUACAACAUGUUAACCAAUAAUCCGAAGAAUGUGAACUUUUUCACAAAACCUCCAGUCGCCACAUGGGACCAGGUAGCAGAGAUUCUCAGCUGGCAGUUUUCUUCCACCACCAAACGAGGACUGGACAUGGAGCAGCUGGGAACACUAGCUGAGAAGCUGCUUGGUCCUGGUCAAAACUACGCUGGGUGCCAAAUCACAUGGGCAAAAUUUUGUAAAGAAAACAUGCCAGGGAAAGCAUUUUCCUUCUGGGUCUGGCUGGACAACAUCAUAGAUUUGGUGAAGAAAUUCAUUCUGUCUCUCUGGAAUGAUGGCUAUAUCAUGGGUUUCAUCAGUAAAGAAAGGGAGCGAGCCUUGCUGAAUGUGAAACCCCCAGGCACGUUCCUUCUUCGUUUUAGCGAGAGCAACAAAGAAGGAGGGAUCACGUUUACUUGGGUGGAGAAAGAUAUCAAUGGUAAAACCCAAAUCCAGUCUGUGGAGCCAUACACCAAACAGCAACUAACCAACAUGUCCUUUGCUGACAUCAUCAUAAGCUACAAGAUCAUGGACGCCACCAAUAUUCUUGUGUCGCCUCUAGUGUAUUUGUAUCCUGACAUUCCAAAGGAAGAGGCGUUUGGAAAAUAUUGCUGCAGUGAACCACCGGAAGCUAUUGAUCCCAAUGAUCCAGAAACAUUUGCAUAUCUGAAGAGAAAAUUCAUUUGUGUGACACCAACUAAUUCUGGUAACACAAGUGACCUGUUCCCAAUGUCUCCUCGAACCCUGGACUCGUUAAUGCACUGCGGGAACAACAGUGAUGGAAAUGAACAAGGAGCAGCAGGUGGCCUUGAAUCCAUCACCCUGGACAUGGAGUAUGGCACGGAUUAUGCUUCUUCCCCGAUGUAGAUUUUGCGCGCCAUUAGCCAAUGUGGGAAUCUGUCUCAGUUAUAACUUCAAUAUGAUAAACCACUAAUUGCAAUGGUUUACAAGCAAUUUGUUUAUAUCUGUUGUCUUUUGAGAAUUAACACCUUAAGUUACUUCUCUGUUGCAUAUAAUGCUUCUACUGCAUUGUAUUAUGUUAAUUUCUGGCUGCUUGUUUUAAAUUUAACCCAACGAAAGGCUUUUGUAUUGCACCAGUUGGACCAUGUGCAACUUGGAUUUUAUCAUUCCGUUGCAGAUGAUACUAAAUAUACUUUUGUGUUGCACAGCUCUGGUGCAUUGGGACAAUGUGCUGCCUUUCCAUGGUCCUUUUUCAUCUGGAUUUAGUAGUUAACCAUUUCAAGUGCAGUCACAGCUCUGGGAUUUGAAGUGAUUCUUCACGAGUAUAUCUCUUGGUUUGAGUUCUGAACUGUGUCUUGGCUGCAGUACACCUUGAGUGGGAGAUGAAAUUCAGUUAUGCAGAAACAAGAUACUGGUGUGUGAUCAGUGUAUUUUUAUUAAUUCCAGGUAUAUGAUGACCUGGGAAAACUAGUGUUAGUUAUUGCUAAGAAGGUGGUAGUGGAUUUCCUCUAAACUAUUGCCGAGGUUUUAUGCAGCUGAGUAGCUUACUAACUAUUUCAGAAAAUGGUAAUAUUAACCCAAAAUGGCAGUAGGUGUCUCUCAAAAGAUAUCAGUACGCCAUCAGAUUUAUACAAAUAGACCAAAGAAAAUUGUUCGUUAGUUCAAAAUUUUAAUUUUCAAUGGUUACCCUUUUGCAAACUAGCAUAAUGGGACUUGAGUUUGCAUGCAUUGGAUUAUCAGUCCAUGUCUCGAUUACUUGUACUGAGUAGUGUUCUGACCGCCUGAAAGAGAGACCAAAGGGAAAUGGAAUAGGUCUCUCUGCUGAUGAGCUCUGGUUCUCAGAAGAGAAUCAUAUUGUCAGUGGCCAUGGCACGGCUCGUUCAAUGUAUAAUUACAGCAGUCCGCUUGCAAAUUAUUGAUGAAUGGAUAUGUGCAAUGGUAAAUUUAGCAGCAAAGCGAGGUUAGUGAGACUGAUUAAGUAAGUGAAAAGCUCUUCUCGAAAAUUGUUUUUAUAUUAAAAGCAUUUUUUAAACACGUCUUCAGACCGGAAGUUGAAGCUUCCUCCAUGUGGUAUGGCUGCCACUGAGGAAAGGAGAAUCCACGAUUACCAAAAUUGGGAAAAGUUUGAAAAUAUAAAUUGCAUCUUACUGCAGUGGAUCCUCAUUAAUUUUUGAACUUUGAAGCAUAUUGUUUUCAUGGGUGAAAUGAAUGAUGCUUUAAAUAAGCCUGGGCCAGAGAUCAAUUCAAAUGUUUUAUUUGCAUUUAACUGAGGAUUUAAGGUGCGAGACUGUUCUGUAUUUCAGUAAAGCUGUCUUUAUUGGUGACAAAGGCAUAUGUGGGAAUGCAUUUUAAAGAAUUUUUAAUGUUACUCAAAUGCUUGAGGCUUCUUGAAUUGUUGAAUAUGCAGGUAAAAUGUGACGCCAACAUUCUUCAAAUCUGGCAUAGGACGACAGAACCAUUUCAGCUCCCGUUAUCCAGACUGGUGGAGAGAGGCCCGAUUCGAACUGCCAUUUGGCUUAAAAUUUAGAAAUAUUGUCUGCUAGCGCAUUAUAUUUCUUAUUCUUCCCCUUUCAAAGCCCUUGGAAGAUCAGACUAUAGUACUGAGACUAUCAGUGAGCACAAUGCUGCCACAUAGGGAAUGUUGAGUGCAUCAUCACUGUCUCCACCAACUUGGCUCACACAUCCAGAAUGAGGUCUCACAGAAGCAGUAUUUUGUGAUGUUUUUAGAGAUUUUCCCCAAAGAGGGUUGGCACGGUGGCGCAGCGGUAGAAUUGCUGCCUUACAGCGACAGAGUUACCGAGUUUGAUCCUGACUACGGGUGCUUGUCAGUAUGGAGUUUAUACGUUCUCCCCGUGACCUGUGUGGGUUUUCUCCAGGAACUCUUGUUUCCUUCCAGUCUCCAAAGACGUACAGGUUUGUAGGUUAAUCGACUUGCUAUAAUUGUAAAUUGUCCCUAGUGUAUGUAGAAUAUCAUUUGUGUGCGGGAUCGCUGGUCGGUGUGGACUUGGUGGGCCGAAGGUCCUGUUUCUGCGAUGUAUCUCCAAAUUAAACUAAACUAAGCCUUGGGGAGGAGGUGCAGAAUUACCAGUUUAAAGCUGUUUUUUGGACAGAAAAAUAUUCCCAUUCAUCAUGGGUGUUGGAAAAGAAAAUUCUAUCGGAGAACUUCAAAGAUGUCCAAAUGGAACAACAUCUCCAUUGUUGAUUUAUUUAUCAUCUAACACAGUUCUAUGUUGCUUAAAGGUUUCCAUCAAAUGUAGCUGCUUUUCAGAAAUAGGGAAGCCAUUGUAUCUUGAAUUGAGAGAAAAUGUGCAACAUAACGAAUUCUAAAACAAGUUCAGCAUCGCUGUUAAACUAAAGCAAUCUACUACAGUACAUCCAAUUGAAAUGCUCAAAACGAAUUAAAUUCACAUCUGAAAUGUAUGAUUUGAUCACAAAUGUAAAUGAAAAGUGUAUAAAUAGGCAGCAUUCAUAUGGUGUAAAUUUUAUUGCUGUACUACUGAAAAUGUCUCUUUACCCUUUUACUGAUUAAAAGGCUAAGCUUUAACUGUC